Suillus discolor is the source of this 381-nucleotide messenger RNA. RefSeq lists its product as uncharacterized. NCBI's taxonomy places the organism in Eukaryota, Fungi, Basidiomycota, Agaricomycetes, Boletales, Suillaceae. Bases 1 to 381 code for a protein of 126 amino acids. The transcript has 3 exons. The record is from RefSeq and is a predicted model, not a curated record.
AUGGUGCGCCCAACAUUGUACAAAACUCGUCAGGAGAGAGUGCAAGCUGCAAGAGAAAAGUGUCGUCGCCAUUAUCAAAAGUUUCGAGACGCUAUACUGGCCAAGCGGCGUGAGUCACGCAAAGCAAAAAAAUCCUGUCAAGACAAUGAACCUUCAGAUGAUGAAGAUGAACCGAUCGAAACCUUACAGGAGUGCAUUGCCGUAGUUAAGUACGCCAAGGACGACUUCAUGGCCUAUGUGAAAGUUCCACAAAGAUUCUUCAACCUCCUCGUUGAUGAGUACUCCAAGACAAUGCCCGACCCUGAGUUAUACCCUACCGAGAAUGGAGAUAAGUCUGUAUUUGAACAUGCUAUCACAAACCUGGAAGAAUUUCUCCACUGA